AUGCUGACUCCCUCCUGCUCUCCGUUCAAAACUACCGAUCGAACGUGUUCCAGUCAAACGACACCAUUAUUGCGCCCCCCACCUCAUUAACUCCGUCCUCUUGUUUAUACUAGAUCAAUAUUUAUCGUUUUUUUUUCACGAGAGACGUGUGGGAGGCAGAUACGAGGGAGCGAUGGGAGAGAGAGAGAGAGAGAAAGAGAGAAGAGAGAGGAACCUGCCCGCAGCCUUUCAUGGUUGGUUGACUCAAUGAGGAGGAGGAUAAGGAAGUCUGUUCUCCAUCCGGUGUCAGAGACUCUUCUCAUACAGUAGAAGAGUCGCCUACGACUCUGCGCCGAAUCAUUUUAGCACGUGUGCGCGUGAACAGAGGCUCGCCGUACGAUGGGAAAGACUUUGGAGAAGAUGGCCUUCCUUCCCCGCGUGAUCAUUUGCAUUUCAAAAAUCUCCUACAGUGGACAGUAAAGAGAGAGAGAGAGAGAAGGGAUGAGAUGAGAAGAGGAGAGAGAGAGGGAAAGAUAUGAGAUGAGAAGAGGAGAGAGAGAGAGAGAAUAGAUGAGAUGAGAAGAGGAGAGAGAGAGAAUAGAUGAGAUGAGAAGAGAAGAGAGAGGGAGAGAGAGAAAGAGAAGAAGAGAGAGAGAGAGAAGAGACGACGAGGAGGAGGAGAAGAGAAGAGAGAGAGAGAAAGAUAUGAGAUGAGAAGAGGAGAGAGAGAGAAUAGAUGAGAUGAGAAGAGAAGAGAGAGGGAGAGAGAGAAAGAGAAGAAGAGAGAGAUAGAGAAGAGACGACGAGGAGGAGGAGAAGAGAAGAGAGAGAGAGAGAGAAAGAUAUGAGAUGAGAAGAGGAGAGAGAGAGAAUAGAUGAGAUGAGAAGAGAGAGAGAGAAUAGAUGAGAUGAGAAGAGAGAGAGAGAGAAUAGAUGAGAUGAGAAGAGAAGAGAGAGGGAGAGAGAGAAAGAGAAGAAGAGAGAGAGAGAGAGAAGAGACGACGAGGAGGAGAAGAUAA
This is a messenger RNA of Spirodela intermedia, 998 nucleotides long. The record is from the annotation of a GenBank genome assembly. NCBI's taxonomy places the organism in Eukaryota, Viridiplantae, Streptophyta, Magnoliopsida, Alismatales, Araceae.